Lodderomyces beijingensis is the source of this 1707-nucleotide messenger RNA. The record is from the annotation of a GenBank genome assembly. Lineage: Eukaryota; Fungi; Ascomycota; Pichiomycetes; Serinales; Debaryomycetaceae.
AUGUUGACCAGACUAGCUUCGAGAAGAGUGAUAUCUUCGCUUCAGCACCAAUAUCAGCACCAGCACCAGGCCGCUGCCGCGAGGAUAUGUGCUCGGCUGCUAAUCAGGCACUACUCCGCUUCGACACCAAUCAAAAAGCCCAGUGUGCUCAAGAAGCUCUUCAAAUACACGGUGGGUACCGGUUUUUUGGCAGUCACGGGUUUUGUAGGGUGGGUCUACUACAAAAUCUACCAAGAAUCGCAUCCAAUUGAACAAGAACCUCAACUGCCAGUUUUCCCCACUGGAGAAAAGAAAAAGACAUUGGUGAUUUUGGGCUCCGGAUGGGGCGCCAUCCCGCUUUUGAAAAGCAUCGAUACGACGUUAUACAACGUCAUCUUGAUCUCGCCACGAAACUAUUUUCUUUUCACUCCGUUGUUGCCUUCGGUGCCCACCGGUACCGUCGAUAUGAAGUCGAUUAUCGAGCCCGUGAGAUCAAUCACGAGGAGAUGCAAGGGAGAAGUGCAGUAUUUGGAGGCUGAGGCAGUCGAUAUCGACCCUGAGAACAAUACGUUGAAAGUGCAACAGUCCACCACGGUUUACUCGGGCCACUCCAACGAAGAUUCGUCGGCGUCGCACUUGACCAAGUCGCAUGAACAUGGCUUGGAUUUGAUCACCGCGAAAGUGAAAUACGACUAUUUGGUAGUUGCUAUCGGGGCCCAGCCUUCCACGUUUGGCUUGCCUGGCGUUGCUGAGCACUCGACGUUUGUUAAAGAGGUUAGCGACUCGGCCAGAAUCAAGAAAAGCAUUGUUGAUUUGACUGAAGCUGCCAACAUGUUGCCCGAGAAUGACAAGGAGCGCAAGAGAUUAUUGCAUAUUAUCGUGUGUGGAGGAGGACCCACAGGAGUUGAAGCCGCGGGCGAGAUCCAAGAUUACAUCGACCAGGACUUGAAGAAAUGGAUGCCGGAAGUCGCCCAUGAUCUCCGCGUCACCUUGGUUGAGUCCCAGCCCAAGGUGUUGCACACCUUCAGCCCCAAAUUGGUUGAGUACACCAACCAAAUCUUCAAGGACACCAACAUCAACUUGAUGACCAACACGAGAAUCACUGCCGUCGACGACAGCUACGUUACCGCAUGGCACAAGGACUCGAACAAGACCGAGGUCAUCCCUUACGGCAUGUUGAUCUGGGCCACGGGUAACGCCACCAGGAGCUUCACCAAGAUCGUAAUGAGCAAAAUCGACGCGCAAAAGAACGCCAAGCGCGGUUUUUUGGUGGACGAGCAUCUCAGACUUAAGGGGUCUGAAAACAUUUACGCCUUGGGAGACUGCACUUUUACAAAGUACCCACCCACGGCGCAAGUUGCGUUCCAACAAGGGGAAUAUUUAGCCAACUAUUUUGAAAAAUUGCAAAAAUUGGCGAGCUUGAAGUACAAGAUUGAACACGAGUCUCACCCGACAGAAAUGUUGCAGCAUCGAGCUGAGAAGUUGGAGACCAAGUUGCCCAAGUUCACUUACAACUAUAUGGGAUCGCUUGCUUAUAUCGGGAGUGAGAAGGCCGUGGCUGAUUUGGCGUGGGGGUCGUGGUCCAAUGUGUCCGCGGGCGGCAAUUUGACUUUCUUGUUCUGGAGAUCGGCGUAUAUCUACAUGUGUCUUUCCGUGAAGAACCAGGUUAUGGUGUGCAUGGAUUGGGUCAAGGUGUAUUUAUUUGGUAGAGACUGCUCCAGGGAAUGA